GUCAGCCAACAACGGCCAACAACUACUGUAACUGUUAGUGAGUGCGAGUUGUAGUGGGUGUACGGGGAAGGAUAGGGGGCUCAAAGUGAUAGUUUUAAUACUUUCUGAUACAAUUUGCGUGUGUUACAUAAAUAUAUUUGUCAUUUAUGUGUUCGUGUGUGAAAUGUGCUCGCAAAUGGUUUGGAAACCUCGUGUGAAUAAAAGUAAUCAAAAAUUUGUGCAUUACCGUUUAUGAGAACGUUUAAAUGGCAUGUAAAUUAAAAAUCGCGAAGUGCAUUUUAGAAUAGUGAAAAUGAACAUUCUACUAAGGACGUUUACACAUAGAAGAUGAUUACGGUCCGCGGUACUUUCUGGGCUGUAAUAUUGUUAAUUAUUCUAUCAAGUCUUCUGGAUGUGUCUGGUGAUUUUGAUUUAAAACUGACAAGAAUUGAAGAUGGAAAUAGUACUAUUGAAAAUGCCAUUUUAGAAAUAAAUUCAGAAGUUCAUAAAUCACAGAAAAUUGUGGUUGAUGCCUUGAGAAAUGACAUCCCUGCAUCAGAGAGGGAUAAAAAUGGAAAGAAGGUGGCUGAAAUCCACUCAAGCUUUGGAGAAACCCUCUCUCCUCACACUGACUUCAAAUCAGAGAUCUCCCACCGUAAAGGCACAAAUGCUGCUCCAUCAGUCUCCCAAGUUGAUGUUUCAAAUCGCAUAUCGGAGACGGGCCAAGCGGUGGUGGUCACCCUGGUGGACUCCGCGUCCAUCGAGCUGCAGAACCGCGCGUCGCCAACGCUGGCGCGCGACGACGGCGCCGUCAACAGC
This is a messenger RNA of Gryllus bimaculatus (two-spotted cricket), 798 nucleotides long. The record is from the annotation of a GenBank genome assembly. NCBI's taxonomy places the organism in Eukaryota, Metazoa, Arthropoda, Insecta, Orthoptera, Gryllidae.